AUGUCUCCCCUCCCAGAGCUCGUCAUUACCGAACCCUCCCAAGGGGAAAUUCUCAUGCCUGCUUUUCCCGGCCAUGUUGUUUCUGAGCCCAAGCCUAGCCCUGCUGACUACGAGGGCGGCCCUUAUAACCCCUUUAUCCCGGUCUGGCCUGAGGACCGCUGCAGGCUUAUGGUUUUUGGUGCCUAUGUGAUCGCCUCACUGCUCGGGGUUAUUACUUGCACCCAUCUGCUGGCGUUUUGGCUGAUGGGCCGGGUGAAUGUUGUGCGCCUGCGGAUGGGGCUAGCCCAUCUGCAGGGCUGGCUGUGGCUGGAGGAGGAGGAGCCCAUCGCUGCCGCCGGCCACCAGGGCCAAGAGGAAAAGGAGAAACUGAUGGGGGCUGAGCACGUUAAGUGUGUUAUCUGA
Messenger RNA from Thermochaetoides thermophila DSM 1495, 402 nucleotides. RefSeq lists its product as uncharacterized. Bases 1 to 402 code for a protein of 133 amino acids. The record is from RefSeq and is a predicted model, not a curated record. Lineage: Eukaryota; Fungi; Ascomycota; Sordariomycetes; Sordariales; Chaetomiaceae. The transcript has a single exon.